GCAGGCUCGUUGUUCCGUCAUGUCGUCGACUGCUUCGCCUGCAGCGCAGGUACUUCCGAAGUUCGACGACACCUUCGGCGCAGCCCUCGUAGGAGGCUUCAUUGCUGCGACUUUGUUUGGUGUCCUAUGCAUCCAGUGCCAUAUGUUCUUCUUGAAGUCCUAUGGAGAGAACGUAUAUGUGAAAGUUUCGAUUGCUUUUCUGCUGGUAUUCAACGCCAUGCACACCGUGUGUAUAAUCCAUAGCCUUUACUGGUUCAUGGUCACAAAUUAUUUGAACCCUCUCGUGUUGCUAGAAGCUGUGCCCUGGAGCCUACCGAUUACAGUUUUUUUUACGGGAUGGAUUGACUUCACCGUGCAAGGAUGGUUCACCUAUCGAGUAUGGCGAAUCAGCAAGCACAACCGGCUCUUGACUUUGGCUUUGGCUGUACUUAUUCUCGUCGUCUUCGGGAAUUGCAUGGCACUAGUCGCGAGACUACUCCAAGUGAAGACGUUCCCGGACUACUCAGAGGCGAAUUGGCUGGUCUACUUCGGGCUUGCAUUAACUAUCGUCACCGACCUCAGCAUCGCUCUCACGUUAUGCUAUCUGCUACGGAAGUUACGCAGCAUGGCGUUGCGUCGGACGCGCUCAGUGCUUAAUUACGUUAUGGUUUACGUUGUUAAUACCGGUCUCUUCACAAGUAUUGUUUGCAUUGCUACCCUGGUCUCGCGAAUAGCCAUGCAGGAUAACUUCGUCUUCGUCGCCUUAUUCUAUUCCCUGGGCAGCCUGUACUCGAACGCUUUGCUUGGAUCCCUCAACGCGCGGGACUGGUUCCGUAGUGGCUCUGCUAAGGGGCAAGUCUCGAUUCCGUUGAGCACCGUGGCUUCAGGCAGCGAGCAGAGCAAUACCCGCCCGAUAGCGUUUGCGCCUUACGACGACAAUCUGACGCAUCAGGAUAGCAGUAUGCCAAGCACGAGAGGGAGACAGACAGAUGUUGAAGCAGAUGGCGACGCUGUGAAAGCAGCACUUUGACCGGCGCGACCCCGUCCUUGAGUCCCAUCCGUCUUUUCGCCCACAUACUACUGGCCUAGUCUAAGCUUACACUACACUCGUU
Messenger RNA from Phanerochaete carnosa HHB-10118-sp, 1091 nucleotides. RefSeq lists its product as uncharacterized. The transcript is spliced from 21 exons. The coding region runs from base 20 to 1009 and encodes 329 amino acids. The record is from RefSeq and is a predicted model, not a curated record. NCBI's taxonomy places the organism in Eukaryota, Fungi, Basidiomycota, Agaricomycetes, Polyporales, Phanerochaetaceae.